GUAGUGUAGGUACAGCACAAGCCGCCACAAGACGUCCCUGCGUACUCUAGCUGAAGCUCACCACCGUCAACAUGUUCUUUGAGGACCACUGGAUCGACAGUAGGUACAUCUCUCUUUUUGAAUAUUUGCAGAAUGUAAGAGAUUGGUAUGAGGUAUUUUGAAUGAGCUUCUUGCUUGCUUUCACCUUGAAAAGGGCAAAGUAGCAUUCCACAGCAGACAACAGGAAGUGUUGAUAAGCGUAUAAUUAUCAUUAUUAAACUAAUGGAAUCUACAACUAGGUCUCAACAGCACAAUUGAAGAGACCGGUGGUGAAAUUUAUUUGGGGAGGGGUCUUUACACAAUAGUUAAGAUUCUGGUCCUCAUGCUGGUUAGGUUAGCAUUUUCACAGCAAACCUCUAAGCAUAUGUUGUUAGGAGUAAGCUGCACUGAGUAAGUAUAUUUAGUAAGAACAUUUAGGAUUGCAAUUUUCAUUUGGUCCCAUUGCCAGCCUAUUCUUUUGUCUGGUGAGCAGGGAGAAGCUUAAAUUCCUCUGACCCGAGGGUUUCUUUUUUAAAUUCAGUUCAAGGAACAGAAUAUUCCACUAUGGUUAUGCAAAAGCAUGGGACUACUUAGUAGCUCAUUUAAGACUAGUAUCUUGCUUGGCAAGCUUGUCUCUACUGCCGAUUCAGUUCCAGGUUGAAACAAGCUCUGCUGGUUUACAGUGCAGUGGUACCUCGGGUUACAUACAUUUCAGGUUACAGACUCCACUAACCCAGAAAUAUUACCUCGGGUUAAGAACUUUGCUUCAGGACGAGAACAGAAAUCGUGCUCCAGUGGUGCGGCGGCAGCAGGAGGCUCCAUUAGCUAAAGUGGUGCUUCAGGUUAAGAACAGACCUCCAGAACGAAUUAAGUACUUAACCCGAGGUACCACUGUAUAUGUCCUUGAUAUGCUUCACAUUUCCACCACCUAAUACACCUUCAACCCCUAACAUUUUGUUACACAGUUAAGUGAUCCCUGCUUUCUCCAAGUGAUGGAAGGCCAACAUUACAAAAUUACAGGAUUGUUAUCUUGGAUGAGAGAACCCUGGGUACUUAGGCACUGAGAGAAUGCUUAUGGGGUCUUCAUUAAGGUUUGUUUUAUUUACGAAGUAUGUUGGAAGAAAUAGGCCCAUACAGGCAUGACUAAGCGAAGCAUGAUAUAUCCCUUUAUUUGCCCCUAUUAACAGUUUAAUAAGACAAAUUCUUAUGGGGGGGUAUUUUUGUUUGUUACUAUGUUAUGUAUUUUUGUGUUUCUAUAUUGUAAACUGCCCUAUGAUCGUAAGAUGAAGGGCAGCAUAGAAAUUUAAAAAACAAUGUAACAAAUAAAUUUGAGAGGUGCAGCUUUCUCCCAGAAUGGGAAAAUGGGGAAACACUUCCUUGACUGACUUCUGUUGUUAGGCAGCUAAUCAAGGCACUAAAACCUUGUCAGGAAAAAAAACCAAGAGAAAACACAAAUAAGAAUAAGCAGCAGAGGACUUUUACUCUUAUUCAUGAAAACCAACUCAAACGAUACCAUAGGAUAACAGCCGUAUUGGAACAAUUAGAAUUAAGCACUGGCGGCUCUCCAAACAGCAUCAAUGCAAAUGUUCAGAAAGGAACAGCCCUUCUUUUCAAGUUUUAUUUUUGUGAAGUUGACAGUUCCUGGCAAGAUGCAGUUCUUCCAAAGAGGAGGGACUUUCCCACAGUCAGAGUAUGGCCAUCCUGAAAGUCAAUUAGCUUGUCCAGAUGAAUAUAUACCCAACUGCGGUUGCCCACUAAUUAGGAGAGUCCAGGAAGCGGAAGCAGUCGCUUGCGAUCUUCCACACUGUGCUGUUGUUUGUGGUCUGUGCUGUCAGCAAGAAGCUCUGGUUGAAGUACUGCUGCUCGUUCCCAUCAAACUUGACGAACCCGUAUGUCACGAUCAGGAUCGUGUUGUGGUUCUCUGUCGCUUGCUCGUGAACAGGCUGGCAAUCAAAGGUGGUAAUUUGAAAGUCGCUUGAAGGCAGCUUUUCGAAGAACUCCGCAAGGGCUGCUUGCCCAGAGACUGCAUUCCCAUUCCAAACGAGGGUCGCUUUGUCCUGGUAGAGUUUGGUCAGCGCCCGCCUCCUUUUAUCCAUGGUUUCAUAGUAAAUAUUUGCGAAUUCUUCCGCAGCUCGGCAAGCUUGAUCCACAUAGGUUUUAAAGUUCAUCGAGGUGGCCAUGUGGGCGGCGUCUCUCAGCGGCUGAGGCGGGAAAAUAAGAGGCGGAACCUCCCUUCUCUUGCCCGCAAGGGUCCGGAAUAAACCCGAUUCCCUCAGUCCUGCUCGAGAUUUGCUCCCGCGCUGCCCACGCGUAGCUCUCCCCUCCGCCGCGGCGCUUCCGCUUCCCUCCUUCUCAAAUAUCCGCGUUCCUUGAAAGCGAUUGGUCAGGAUUACGUUCUCUCAGUUCCCAAUCCGGCGCAGCCAUUGGCUUGAGAAUCAAGGACGCCUCGCGGUCAUCUCCCCGCCCCGCGCCCCUCCAUCUCCGCCCUACUGCUGGCAGCCACGUCGAGCCCUCGGCUGCCCACCAGGCGACGAGGGCGCAUGCGCGCUGCUGCGGUGCUGAGCUGUCCCGGUGACAUGCUGGCAGGAAGUGGCGCCUUUGCAGGAAGUCGGAGCUUCAGGGAUGCCCAGGGAGGCGCAGUCCACCUUAGUAGCCUGAUAGCCCUUCUCGGGGUCCGCGCUCCUUGCCUCUCCCCUUGGCCGGGCUGGGUCGCCUGCCGGCCUCGGCUCUCAAGCUUCUCCGCGACCCCUGCAGCAACACAGGGACAGGAUGCUGAAGAAGUUCGAUAAGAAGGACGAGGAGUCCGGUGAGUUAAUGGGAAAUAGCAAUUCAUUUGUCGUCCCAGUUGGGCAGCAAUGAAACUACUAAGCUAAGCAGGGUCCAGUAUGGUUUCGAAUAGGAUGGGGAGCCGCCUCUUGAGAUUUCUGCAUUGCAGACAGUUGGGCUAGAUGAUCCUCGAGGUCCCUCGCAAUUCUACGAUUUAUAUGUGAAAUUCUUCUUACAUAGGAAUUCUUUUAGGCAUGUAUGUUUUGAUUGUUGAAUUGCUACAAAAUGCUUCAUGGGAAGCGAUUCAUCAGAUAAAUAAAGGUGAUCUUAAGGGAAGUGCAUCUAUAUCUCUUGCACAUCUUAUUUUAAUAAGGCCUGAAACUGUUAUUAUGGUCUUUCUGCGCAAGGUUUCUUUUGUUCAACCAUAAUAUACUUUUACUGUACGGUGGUUCCGCAGUUGUAUACUUUCCCAGUUCCAUUUCCGUUGGAACAUUUAUCUACUGUUUUUGCUCCAUCUCUCCUAAUCUCUUGGGCCUCGCUUGGCAACUUAUAAAGCCCUAGGCAAGCGCUCUUGGACUGUUUUAGUUGUACAGUUCCAAAUGUGACAUUAGGCAGUCUAUAAAUAAAUAGUGCUUACAUUUGACUGGUGAGUUUUUUGCAGGUUUGGAGAGAAAGCAAAAUGACACCUUCUCCUUUCCUCUCUCUCUGUGUGUAUAAGGCAAGUGCCUGUCGAAGGCUUUCUCUCUCCAUCUUUAUUUCAAAUAUCGUACAGCUUUGUUGAUUGAUGUCUGCAAGCCACCCUUCUUUUGAAACAAUAGGGGUGCUCAUUUUAGGGCAGAACCUUGGGUGGAUGAGGGAACAGCUAAUGAAUUUGGUUGACAACUGAGUUUCUUUUGUGUGUAAGCUGUGAGUACAAAGGAAACUGCCUUAUACCAAGCCUGACCAUUGGUCAGUCUAGCUCAGUAUUGCUGACUCUGGUGGGCAGCAACUCUUCAGAGUUUCCAGACAGAAGACAUUUUCAGCUCUGAUGGGAGAUGCUGGGAAUUUGAACCUGUUUUAUUCUACAUGCAAUGCAUAUGCUUUACCGCUCAGCUAUAAACUGUAGAUGAGGCAGCUGCAUAAAUUUUAUUUGUUUUGUUUUGUUUUUGGUUGUACACUUGCUUUUUCUUGCUUUUUCAGCAAAGGGCUGGGAAGUGGUAUUUGAAUUCAUAGCAUACGUAUCAGAAAUAGGGUUAAUAGGUGUACCUAUCUUGAGGUUAAUAGCAACUGGGGGGAGGAUAGAAUUGAACCUGAGACCUUGUUCACACAAAGCAUGUGCUCUGUUGCUGAGUUAUGAGAUCUUCUCCCAUCACAAGUUUUUCUGUAUGUAAGACUCUUUUAUAGAGUUGGCAAAUUUCCAAGCUUCUGGUUGCUCAAGUAGCUAAAUAUAUCUAAACUUUUUGAAAUACUUCCUUCGCUUUCACAGGGUUGGUUACAAUGGUGUUAAUUGCAUAUAGCUUUUCAGCCUCAAUAUACGGGAUGACUUGUAGAGGUCUUAGCCUAUCACAUAUGAGGAAUUCCCAGAUCUAUAUUAAAAGUUCUUUUUUGAGGAUUCCAAGGUGAUAAAUAUUCACCCCAGCAAAGUUGAUGGUGGCUGAAAUUAAGGGUUUCCAGCUUACAUAGUGAAAAAUCCUUGGUCGUGAUCACAUUUGAUGUUCCUUUGUUGCAGGUGGGGGCUCCAAUCCAUUCCAACACUUAGAGAAAAGUGCUGUGCUGCAAGAAGUAAGUUCUUUAACAGUGCCGGUCUUUUUCUCAAGGAAACACAUUUUGGCAUAUCUCUGAGAUCUCAUUCAUUCAUAUCUUUCUUCCUAGGCUCGAGUAUUCAACGAGACACCUAUAAACCCUCGGAAAUGUGCUCACAUCCUUACCAAGGUUUUGUAUCUCAUAAACCAGGUAAUGGGGAGACUUUUAUUUUUUCAUUUACAAUGGUUUCUUGUUAAACCAGAACUUGUCUGCCUGUUAAUGCUCAUGAGCGGAGCUUGUGCUGUGCUGCUUGGAAGAACGGCUGUUUCAGUAGCAGUGGGUUGUGAAUUGUCUUGGUAGUGUUUCCUUUCCCCCCUCCAGGCUGAUGAAGCAGGUACUGUCAUCAGGCAGCAACCAAGUAGCCUGUGCCAGUUCUCAAAGUGACUCUCUUUUGAAGAGGUAGUUGGUUCUUUGCACCUGGGAAGGUAGCCUCCUUCCAGCAAUUCCUGUAGCCAAGCUGGUGCCAAAAGUAUUGCUCUGCUUUCCUUUGGACCACAUCAGUGAGGCCAAGAGGGAGGUCACUUCAGUGCUGCUAAUGCAACAGUUUGACUUCAUGCCCAGAGGCACACUCCAUUGUCUCUUGAGACAAUGGAGACAGACAGAUGCCAGCAAGAAGCUCUUGUAGCAGGGGUCCUCUUCCACAAAUAUGAUGUUAAAAAAGUUGCUUCUUUCUGACCUCCCAGCUGAGGCAAACUGUUGACAUGCACUUCCAUCUCUUGCUUAAAGUGAUUGCUAAUGUAAAUGUGAUUUCUGCAGCAAUGCUCACUGCAGUUUAUUCCACCAUUGAUUCUAGUUGCUAAUAAAUGUUGAUGGGUUUCUGCCCUGCGUUCCAGGGGGAGCACCUUGGCGUGAUGGAAGCCACAGAAUCCUUCUUUGCAAUGACCAAGCUGUUCCAGUCCAAUGAUGUAAGCAUGCCAAGUCUGCCUCUAUAUGUUCACAUAGGGGAGGGGAAGAGUACGAGAGGCCUAUCCUUUAGUGCAGGGCUGUCCAAACCCCAAGAGACUGCAAUCUACUCCCACUAUAAAACAACUGACAGUGAUCUACCCGCUGGAUUGUCCAAAGUUGUUGAGCUUUUUUUUAGGGAGCCAGAGUUGUUGAGUUGAGGGUCCUAGGAUCGACCACAGACGUCCCACGAUCGACCAGUAGAUCACGAUCAACCUGUUGGACAGGCCUGCUUUAGUGUGCAGUCCUGGGCAAGAAAUCCUUUUGCCAAAGAGCCACUUUGGCAAAAUGGUGGGGUGGCAGGUCCACUCCCAAAAUGGCCUGAAGCCAUUGUUACAUUUGUUUCUCAUAGAAUCAUAGAUUUGCAGAGUUGGACCCAAGGGUCAUCUACUGCAGCCUCCUGCAAUGCAGGAAUCUCAACUGAAGCAUCCAUGACAGGUGGCCAUCCAACCUCUGCUCAUAUGCAGCCUCCUUUCCUCUCAGGACAAAACAGUUUAUUUUUUGAUAUAUGCUAUUGGUCAAGUGCAGUCAUGGGAACAUAGGAAGUUGUCUUAUACCAAAUCCGGCCAUUAGUCCAUCUAGCUCAGUAUAGCCUACACUGAUUGGCAGUGGUUGUCCAGGAUUUCAGACAACAAAUCUAUUUCAGCCCGACCUGGGGAUGGUGAGGAUUGAACCUGGACCUUCUGCAUGCAAAGCAGAUGCUCUGUCACUGAGCUAUGACUCGUACCAAAAUAUGUUCUGGUUGAGACAAUAGCAAAUCUUUGGCGACUCCUGUUCCCCCCCAGAAAUGAUAGCAAUAUUGAUUGAUUGAUUGAUUCAUUCAUUCAUUCAUUCAUUCAUUGAUAGGUAUCCGACUCUUCCUCCCAAAGGAUCCCAGGGCAGUGACAUUAUACCCUGUCCAUUUUUUAUGCAUCGUAACACUUAUCUCCCUUGUUUUUCUGCCAGCCAACUCUCCGCAGAAUGUGCUACCUGACCAUCAAAGAGAUGUCCAGCAUCUCAGAGGAUGUCAUCAUUGUGACUAGCAGGUGAUUCCUUCUUGAGCUGUUCUCCAUGCAACUGUUUCCCCUUUUUUUAUUUAAGUUGUGUGUGUGUGUAUGUGUAUCUCCUGAGACCCUUUUAGCCCAGUAGGGUUGGCAGCAGUGCCUAUAGGAAACAAUGAAGUUGGUGGGUGUUUGAGAGGAAGAAAUGAUCUUCUUGAAAAAGGGUAUUGAAAGACAGAUGCUGAAGUCCUCUCAGUGCAGUUGGGCAACUCCAACCUGGAGCAAUCCAAGCAUGUUCACUGCAGCUGGGAAAUCAAGACAAAACAACAAGAUAAUAGUGCCUUCUUUCUUUUCCCCCUCUUAAAAAAAACAACCUAUUGCUUUUUUAUCCUGUGGGUACUUUAAUGAGGAUCUUUCUAGCAUACAUGGAGAUAAGGAAUGUUUUGACUCCGUAGAAACUGUUAACAGCAAUGCUUGCCAAUGUUUGCAGGCAAAUUUGAGCAGUAGUUUGCACCUUCCUUUUGAGUGUGUGAGAGCAUGCACAUUUUGAAAGACAACGAACCACAUUGUUAAGGUGUAGCAACUCGUAUUUUAGCUUUUGUGCUGUAUCUUGUGAUUUACGUAUUAGCUGUUUUCCUGCCCCCAAUGAGGCCGGCACAUGUUGCGAAAUCAUCAGUUUCAUAAAGUAACAGGCUACCAUAACUUCUCUAUUAGGAGCACACUCAAGGAUUUACAGGGGUACACAUUAUCAUAUUUAUUGUGGCCCUUUGGGCCACUCCCACCAAGGCAUUUCCAUCUUGUUGAGAACGUGCUUCUGUUUCUUCCAGCCUGCAGCUCUUGUGGAGGUGGUGGAGGAGAGAUGAUUAACAAAAUUAAUCCUCCUGGCAAACUGGGAAUAUCCUCUCACUCACCCAAGUUUAGGAUAUUCCAGCAUUCUUCAGCAGAGUUUCCUUUUCUUUGAGAAAAAUAAGUGGCUCACGUAAAUGUAAACAAGCUUUAAUAAUAAACUGAGAGAAAACUGUAGCAAAAUAACAUGAUGAGCGAGACUAAAACAACACCGUGAGUCAAGUCUGAGGCAAGAAAACAAGAAGAGGCAGUUGGUCCCUCUUAGGGUCCCUCGAAGGACAGCCAAAUUUAAAUAACAAUCUGACACACAGCUGUGAGGCAUUUGCGAGCUUUUUUGCGGAGAAGGUCCUGUUGCUCCGCCAUGACCUCCCUGCCAAUUUGGAUACAAUAAAGGAACUGGAGGCCCCUCGACUGUCCUCAGGUCCAGUAUUGGAUCACUUUGACCGGAUAUCCCCAGCCGAUGUGGGCAGACUCCUCCGAGCUGGAAAGCCCACCACCUGUCCUCUUGACCCAUGCCCGUCCUGGCUGAUUAGAGCGUGUCCAGACGAGGUGCGGGCCCCCCUGGGGGAUAUCAUCAAUUUGUCCCUUGGCACCGGGACAUUCCCAGGGGAACUGAAGGAGGCAGUGGUGCGCCCGCUUUUAAAGAAAACAUCAUUAGAUCCCUUAGAUCUAUCCAAUUACCACCCGGUUUCGAAUCUUCCAUUCCUGGGUAAGGUGAUUGAGAGAGCGGUUGCUGAACAGCUUGGUAGGUUUCUGGAUGAAACAUCGGCUCUGGAUCCAUUCCAGUCCGGCUUCCGCGCUGGUCAUGGGACCGAGACGGCUCUGGUCGCCCUAACAGAUGAUCUCCGCAGGCAGCUGGAUCGAAGUGGGUCGGGGCUGCUGAUUCUUCUAGACCUGUCAGCAGCCUUCGACAUGGUCGAUCACGAACUCCUGGACCACCGCCUUGCCGACGUGGGGAUCCAGGGCACAGUCCUUCAAUGGCUGCGCUCGUUUCUCUCUGGUCGGGGACAGAGGGUGGCGCUUGGGGGGGAAUUGUCAUCCCGCCACUCCUUGGUGUGUGGAGUGCCCCAGGGUGCGAUACUCUCCCCGAUGCUUUUUAACAUCUUUAUGCGCCCCCUCGCCCAGCUUGUCCAGAGUUUUGGGCUGGGCUGCCAUCAGUAUGCUGAUGACACCCAACUCUAUCUGUUGAUGGAUGGCCAUCCUGACUCGGCCCCAGACACACUGAUCAGAUGCUUGGAAGCUGUGGCUGGAUGGUUACGUGGGAGCCGGUUGAAGUUAAAUCCUUCGAAGACAGAGGUCCUCUGGCUGGGACGGGACGAUAUGGGAUUGAGGGGCAACUCCCAUCUCUUGCGGGGUGCAAUUAGUGCCAGCACCGUCCGUUAAGAGUUUGGGUGUAAUCUUCGAUACCUCCCUCUCCAUGGAGGCGCAGAUUGCAGCUAUAACAAAGGCGGCAUUUUUUCAUCUCCGCCAAGCUAAGCAGUUGGCUCCUUACCUCUCUCGCCCUGACCUAGCCACUGUGAUCCACGCGACGGUCACCUCCAGACUGGAUUAUUGUAACUCGCUCUACGUGGGGCUGCCCUUGAGACUGACCCAGAAACUCCAGCGGGUGCAGAAUGCCGCAGCGAGACUCCUUACGGGGUCUUCGCUGCGAGAUCACAUUCAUCCGGUGCUAUACCAGCUGCACUGGCUCCCGGUGGAGUACAGGAUCAGGUUUAAGGUGCUGGUUUUAACCUUCAAAGCCCUAUACGGCCUAGGACUCUUGUACCUACAGGACCGCCUCUCCUGGUAUGCCCCACAGAGGAACUUACGGUCUUCAAAUAAAAACAUCUUGAAGGUCCCAGGCCACAGAGAGGUUAGGCUGGCCUCAACUAGAGCCAGGGCUUUUUCGGCUGCGGCUCCAACCUGGUGGAACGCUCUGUCACAAGAGACAAGGGCCCUGCAGGACUUGACAUCUUUCCGCAGGGCCUGCAAGACAGAGCUGUUCCACCAGGCCUUUGGUCAGGGUGCAGCCUGACUCCCUCCUUUGGCAAUCUUUACAAAACUUUAGUUUAUGGUUGCCAUCAAUUUUGAUUUUAAUUAAUUUUUAUAAUGUUUUAUAAUGUUGCACUAUUUUAGUGUUGUUAGCCGCCCUGAGCCCGGCUUCGGCUGGGGAGCGCGGGAUAUAAAUAAAAUUUAUUAUUAUUAUUAUUAUUAUUAUUAUUAUUAUUAUUAUUAACGGACAUUCUUAACUGAACAUAUCGGAUCACAUUGAAGAGAGGGGCUGAUUCCGGAUCAGAACACGCAAUCCCUGCCCACCAGAUACCAAACAUUCUACUGAUCAAAUUAGGUCCCAGUGUUUUUCUUACAGCUCUCGCCACUGUUGUCUACUGUUUAUGAAAGCAGUCCUAAAAACUUUCUUAUUUUAAUCCAGUUUAACCAAAGAUAUGACGGGGAAAGAUGACAACUACAGAGGCCCUGCUGUACGAGCCCUCUGCCAGAUUACCGAUGUAAGUGCCGCAGUGUAAUUCUUUGCCGGCGGAUCUUUUUCUUCCGGCUACCCUUGCUGUCUUUCCGCAUCCUUCCAAUCACUGCCUCUCUUGAGUCCGCUUCUUCUCCCUUGCUUCUUUGUUGCUCAUUUUGCCCCUUCUCUGAAGUCCUCCUGCCAAAUGGCCUCCUGUUUCUGCUCUCACAAGCAUCUCUCGCUUUGCCAUCCCCGCAGACGACCAUGCUGCAGGCCAUUGAGCGCUACAUGAAGCAGGCGAUUGUGGACAAGGUGCCCAGUGUCUCCAGCUCUGCCCUUGUGUCGUCUUUGGUACGUAGGUUCUUGACACACAGCCUGUGCCCUGAGCGAGAAGGGCUAUGUUCAGAUAGGAGGAGCGUUACAUUGUUUGCCCAUCUGUAAUAAUAAAGGUAUACGCUUCUUUUUGUGAAAUGCUAGGAUCGGAGAAUGUACUUCUUUCCAGGAACUCGGUGUGUCUCUGUUCUUGGUUCCUUGGUGGGCCAUUGCUGCAUUUUGGGGAAGAAGCAGUGACGUUCUGAAAUUUAUACCUUUGGCCAAAUUACUUUUCAGAAGCAUUGCCUUCCUGGGUUCUGAGACUGUUUCAAGCCACAGGUGGAAAGGGGGUGGUGGCGAUAGGCUGAACUUAACAUGUGCAGCUCAUAGAGCCCAAAACUUGUGCCAGAUCUUUCUGGGGUCUUCCCUUGCUUCUGCUGGAAGGACCCUUAUUUGGAUUGCAAAGGCCACUUCUUUAUGUGCCUCCUUGUUGUUAUUUUUCUUGACAGCAUCUUCUGAAAACAAGCUUUGAUGUGGUAAAACGCUGGGUGAACGAGGCUCAGGAGGCAGCUUCGAGUGAUAAUAUCAUGGUCCAGGUAAGAAUCUUAAAGCCACUUUCAGUCAUUUUUAAAAAAUGACAUUGAGUUUUAGGUGUGUGUUUCUGGGUUGAUUUGUGGCAGGGAAAGGGAACCUUUGGUCCGCUGGCUAAACUUGACCCACCAGGGGUUCAUAGGUGCCCCACAAGUCCUUUCCCCCCCAAACCACACCAACCUGCCUUAUACAUGAUGUCCUAUGUGAUGUUAGGUGGGGGGGCAGGUAGAGAUAUGACUGCCAGUUCACAAGCAGGAACCUCAAAGUGCAGACUCUACUGCCCAUUGGCUGGUGGGUGGUAAAGUUGAAGCUUUGUGCCCUUUAAGGCACUAUGUAGGGUUCUUUACAAGAUAGGCAACCCUUCCAGCUCUACAAUUCUAUGAUUCUAAGCCCUGUGUGGUGCUUUGAAGUCUCAGCUUUGGGACUUCAAAGUGCCCAAUCCCUUGACAUCAAAGUGAUGUAUGGUGAUUGACAGGUGGACUACCACACCCACCUGUCACAUUUGGCCCUGAUAGCUAGGAUCUGAUGAAGUUCUAGCCUGUGAAGUAAAAAAAAGUGGAAAUAACCUUGACCCCGAUACGACCCAUUUCCCCCUCUCCUUAAUGUCUUCCAGUAUCAUGCCCUUGGCUUGCUAUAUCACGUGCGCAAAAAUGACCGCUUGGCUGUCAACAAAAUGCUGAACAAGUUCAUGCGCCAUGGCUUAAAAUCGCCUUUUGCCUAUUGCAUGAUGAUCCGAGUGGCCAGCAAACUGCUGGAAGAAGAAGCUGGAGGGUAAGUCCUACUGCUUGCUAUUGUUUUUACAUCCCAGGAAAAAACAUUCUGCAUAGUGCUACACCAAACAUUCCUCAAAUUUGAUUUUGGGCUUUUUUUUAAGUGUUGGAAGGUUUCCCCAAAGCACCUGCAAGUCUUACGUUAGAGAGCCAGUGUGGUGUAGUGGUUAAGAGCGGUAGACUCUUAAUCUGGGGAACUGGGUUCGCUUCCCUGCUCCUCCACAUGCAGCUGCUGGGUGCUAGUCACACUUCUCUGAAGUCUCUCAGCCUCACUCACCUCACAGAGUGUUUGUUGUGGGGGAGGGAGGGAAAGGAGAAUGUUAGCCGCUUUGAGACUCCUUUGGAUAGUGAUAAAGCGGGAUAUCAAAUCCAAACUCUUCAUAAAAUGGGGGGGGGGGUCUCCUGCUUCUAAGAAAGUAGGAAGUCCAUUAUAGGAACAUAGGAAGUUGUUUUGUAAUGAGUCAGACCAUUGGUCCAUCUAGCCCAGUACUGCCUGCACUGAUUGGCAGCAGCUCUCCAGGAUUUCAGGCGGGAGUCUCUCCCAACCCUACCUAGAGAUGGAUUGAACCUACGACCUUCUGCUUGCAAGCUGGAUGCUCUACCGUUGAGCUGUGUCCUUUCACCAAUCAGUUUUGGCUGCAUCAGAACAGCACUGAGAGCAAGCAAAGCUAUUUGGGCUGGGAGGCAUGGCCCUUGAUGAUACUGCCUUGCAACCAGAUCUGAUUCCUCCCACCCUCUAAAACUCAUAUGCCGCUCAAUGGUGGCAACCCCCCCCCCUUCAAGUGGAUAAUACACCUCCAAGCAGUUGGGUCAUUUCUGAAAGUUCAAUUUGCUUUCCCAGUGGACAGCCAUGCAAGUUUUUAAGUCAAGCAGUUGGCCUAUGUGUGGGAACCUGACUCCUCCUUUUCUUCUUCCUCCUCCUCUUUUGGUGUCCUAGCCGUGACAGCCCCCUGUUUGAUUUCAUUGAGAGCUGCUUACGGAACAAGCACGAGAUGGUGGUCUAUGAAGCUGCAUCUGCCAUUGUUAACCUGCCCAGCUGCUCGGCUAAAGAACUGGCGCCAGCUGUGUCUGGUAAGUCUUUUCAUUGUUGAAGGAAAGGGAGACUUGCUGGACGCAGGCCAGUUUGCUUACUGGUCGUAAAACUAAAGUCUCGCUGUCAAUAAAAAGCACUUCCUUGCUGGGUUCAGUGCAGGAUUCUCCAGCAUCUUGAGGGUUGCUGUGUGUUGCAAAGCAGGCCUGUGAGUGCUGUAGGAUAACAUCAGCAAAGUGACAUGCAGGCAGGCUCAUUGAUUGAGAUGGUGCAUUUGGGCCCUGGGAAGAUUGGAUAUGUGAUGUAAGAAAGCCUUUGCCUAAUGUUAGGCACCAGGCCAAAAUGUUCCUCUUUAACCAGGCCUUUGCUUGAUUUGACUGACAUUCUGUGCCCUUUUAAAAUGUAUUAGGGGGUGUUAUUGGGUGGUGGUUGUUUGUAUUUUGAUUAUGUACUUUGUGGUUUUAUAGUCUGGUUUUUUCCCCUGUGAACUGCCCUGAGACCUUCGGGUAUAGGGUGGUGGAAUAAUAGUAGUAGUAAUAAUAAUAAUGGUGAUAAUAAUACUAAAUUAAUAAUAUAAUACUUGCUAAGAAAAGUGUACUCUAAAAGGAAUCAAAAUCCACUGUGAAUAUUAAGAGAGGCGUAAGUGAGUUGAUGAACAACGACUUGAUGCAGGAACAAAAACCGGGCCAUGUCUUGUCAUCUCCAACAGGCAGCAUCAACCAGGGGUAGCUAACAUUGUGCCCCCCAGAUUUUGUCGGACCUCAACUCCCAUCAUCCCAGGCAGGCUGGUCAGUGGUCAGGAAUGAUGGGAAUUGUAGUCUAGGAACAUCUUGAGGGCACCACAUUGGCUAUCCCAGCUUAGAUUUGGUGACUGGUGGACAAAGCAAUGUGCAUUUGCCUCCUCUGGGAAUGAGAGAAAUAUGUCUCUUCUGCAAACUUCUUGUGUUCCAGUUUCACCCCUUACGCAGGCUGUGAACUGAAUCAUUGCAGUAUGGCUGGUGUGACUAUCUUGCCAAUAAUACUCUAUCAUUAUUAUUAUUCAUUUUACAGUGUUACAGUUGUUCUGCAGUUCACCCAAGGCAGCACUUCGCUAUGCAGCAGUUCGAACCCUCAACAAGGUAAGAAGGCUCAAAGAACUCUGUGGCCAGUUGGGUUUGCCUGCUUGGGUAGGGCUAAAUUCUUAGUCCUUGGAUAGGUGAAAUAAUAAAAAAGAAGUGCCAUUGAUCCUAUGAGACCAGCUGAUAGGAACAGAUUUCACCGGUUCUUUGAACCACCUCUCUGGUUAUGUGUCCAUUUCUUGGUUUUCUGAACUGUGGUUUAAGAAACUGGGAACAAGUUUUGAGGCCCACAUACUUCUUCCCCUGCACACUGUCUUAAUUUUAAGCCACAGCUCCUUUUUGUAUCCCAGACAAGAAAAUCUGGGUCAGUGUUCCACUAGCCAGGAUCAACUGUGAAGAUAUGUAUUGCUAAACUGGCAUUAAACCAAAGCAUUAAACUCUGCAUUUUGUAUGCAAGGUGGAACUGUAGCUCAAAGAUAAUAAGACAAGAGCUGAAGUUGGGGCACAACAAAAACAGUUUAAUAAAUGGUAGUUUGUGUCAGAAACUUUAUGAUUCUUGCCCAUUGUGCUGUGUUGUGAACUCUCCCAGGGGCUCUUGUAUUGAAGAUACUGUAUAUUCAUGCUUACAAGUUCAGCCAGCCUGCAGGGAGCAAAUUCUUCUUUCUGUUCCUCGCCACUAGGUUGCUAUGAAGCACCCGUCUGCUGUGACUGCCUGCAAUCUUGAUUUGGAGAAUCUGGUCACAGACUCCAACCGCAGCAUUGCUACCCUGGCCAUCACCACCCUGCUGAAAACCGGCAGCGAAAGUAGCAUUGACCGGCUCAUGAAGCAGAUCUCCUCUUUUAUGUCUGAAAUCUCCGACGAGUUCAAGGUAUGGAAAGACUCGUGCUUGGGGCUUUUAUUGAGCUUUUCUGCAUGUGGGAUGUGGGCUGGUGUGAGACGCAACUCCCAUUAUUCAGUGUGCUUGUUGCAUUCCAUGUUCUUUCCAGGUUGUUGUGGUACAGGCCAUCAGCGCCCUCUGUCAGAAGUAUCCACGCAAGCAUGCUGUCCUCAUGAACUUCCUCUUCACAAUGCUGCGUGAGGAGGUAAGUGUCGCCGUUUGCAUCGCUGUCCUCAUUAUUGGCUCGGGGCAAUCUUUCUCCUGCAACCUGUGCUACCCAAAAUGGAAGCCUGCGUGACCGAAAUAUGACCUUCACCUUACAGCUUGGACUGCAGGAAUCUGAUACGAUGUAGAAGUCUUUUAACCCAGUAUGUUUCCGAGCACAAUUCAUAGUGUUUGUGCUGACUUUUAAAGCCCUAAGCGGCCUCAGCCCAGUAUACCUGAAGGAGGGUCUCCACCCUCAUCAUUCUGCCCAGACACUGAGGUCCAGCGCCGAGGGCCUUCUGGUGGUUCCCUCACUGCAAGAAGUGAGGUUAGAAGGAACCAGGCAGAGGGCCUUUUCAAUAGUGGCGCCCGCCUUGUGGAACACCCUCCCAUCAGAUGUCAAGGAAGUAAGCAACUAUCUGACUUUUAGAAGACAUCUGAAGGCAGCCCUGUUUAGGGAAGUUUUUAAUGUUUGAUCUUUUAUCGCUUUAUGAUUAUGAUGAUUAUUAAUAUUCUGUUGGGAGCUGCCCAGAGUGGCUGGGAAAACCCAGCCAGAUGGACAGGGUAUAACUAUAUUAUUAUUAAUUUAUUAAUUUAUUAUUUCCCCACUUGAGUAAUGUCAGUCAGAUGCUACCACUGCUCAUAGGGCCCAUGCCUACUGCAGGCAUGUUACAUACUUGUCAAUACAGUAUUAGCUAAAACCCACUCACCAUUUCCUGCAGAAAAGCAUUGCUUACUGAUUAUGCUGUACUUAUUUGGUGAACAUCCUUAGAAGCCUCCACAUGACUGGGAACCUUGAUAAGGCAAAGCAGUCACAAGGAGACUUUUACAUGCAUUUAGUCAAGCCUGCUUAGAAGACCACAUCGGACCUUCUCACUCAACAUGGUUCAGGUGCACACAAGUGCGCAUGAGGACAGUGGGGGCUCUAUGCAGUCUGUUUAAUGUGUAAAUAAGGCUACAGUUUGGGUUGAGGGAUUUUCUAAGGUGCUGCUUGGUGUUAGAUUUUUUUAAACUCUCAGCCUGUCUCCAUAUUUUAGAUUAGGGAAAGGGAGAUGUUUUGGGUCCAUGGGCCAGAUCCUUAUCAGAAUUGGCCUUGUGGACCAAAUUUGACAGGUGGGUGCUAGUUUUGCCAGCCCUGGGUGCUAGUUGCCACCUGUCUUGCCACCCCCUUUGGAAUGGGCACCAGCUCCCAGCCAGUUGUUGCCCAUUUCAGCAUACUCCCACCCCCCACCCCCGAAAAUCUGCUCUUGGGAAUCUUAUUAGCAGCCUGAGUUGUAUCAGCUCUUUCCUUUGCCAAUGCCACAGUGCUUGCCAAGGAAUGAGUUACCCCCUUAACCAUUUUUACAGGCAGAUUACCGACAGAAGUCAAUUAUUUUUCCAGAUACUUUUUUCUUCUUCAAAAAAGCAAUCUGAUGCAGUGUCUGUUUUUCUAAAUAUAUUAACCAGCUGGCAAUAUUUUCAGUUGUAUUGCUUUCUAGUAAGAUCUGGAUAAAACUACGGCUAUUUAAGCUGAUUUUUCUUUCCCUCUGAAAAUGGAAUGUUCUGUUCUGAUAGCUUUUUGUGUGGGUGGAGAGUAUCGUCCUGAGUAUUCUGGUUUCAGAUGUUCCUUCCAUUCCGUUUAUUCCUAAUGGCUCCAGGGCAAACAAUCUGAGACGGCCGCAGCUUCAGAUAUGGACCGAACUUUAGAUGAGGCAGCACAUUUUAAAAUCCUAUAGGGCAAACAAUGGUCUCUUUCCCUGCAAACAUAGCCUAUUCUACUUGUAAUAAGCAGCUGUUGGUUGUAUCUGGGAAGAUGAAAUGCUCUUGUUUUCCUAGUAUGCCAUUUUAUGAAAGAACCCAAUAUUCUGUUUAUUUGAGGGCUUCAUGGACAUGAAAAUAUUAUUGCUUGAUGGGCUGUCCCACCUCUGUCCAUCCAUUCUGUUUGAUAUGUGCCUUAAUUUUGUUCUUGAAAACCUUCCUGCCAACACUGUGAUUUAUAGCCAGUCCCUGGGGACUCUUCAGCAGAAGAUUUAGGCUUGGAACAGAAGAAACGCAGAGCUUCAAAACCCAGCGCUCUGCAUGCUUGAGGCUGUACUCAGGGUGCCUCCAGGCUGUCGGUGUUUUGUGGAAGGGAUUCAGGCGCUUGCCGGAUCAUUAGCUUUAUGCAAUUAAAGUGGAUUAAAGUGUUCUGUCUCCCUAGCUCAACAAAUCCACUAUUUAAAAAGGACACUCUUCGAUUUGGAAAGUGGCAGGGAAGUGCACUGAAGUGCGAGUUGAACAAAUGAUUAAUGGGAAGAUGUCUAACUACCCAGCAAGCAAAUUGGGAUGAGUGCAGGAUGAAUGCUCAUUGUCUCUACAACAACCCAACUGGCACGAAUGCUCAGCACAGAUUGGACUUGAUCUAAUCUCUGUAUAAGCUUUGUGCAGACAAAUUGGGAAGAAUGCUGAAUAAACAGGUUGUCUUGAACAGCCCUAAGGCUUUUGCACCUGUGCCUUCCAGUAAAGUCUGUCUCUGCACUUUUUUCAGGCUUUUAUUCUCGGCCAUAUGCAUGAGAAACCCUUUUUGGUAUCUUGUCUUCUUUUUCCAACAGAAGGCAGCAAGCAAAAGAAUUAUAAAAAUGCAAAUUGGUUGGAGCAGGACAAUGGAACAGGCAGGGGAGGUGGCAGGAUGUCCCUUUAUAAAACGAAAGCAUAAAAUCCUAAAGAUUCCAGACUCUUUGCUAAACGGUGCAGAUGAGUAAGCGCCCUGACACCCUCUUACCUUGAAAUGCAGUUGAAAAUUAAUUAUUACCCAGUAGCUUUUCUUUUCUUUUUAAGAAAGGUACUGUAAAAAUAGAGCCACUAUCCUCCACUGAGCUUUCACCCUGACUCAUUCAUGUUCCUGUCCAGGGUGGCUUUGAGUACAAGCGAGCCAUUGUUGAAUGUAUCAUCGGCAUCAUUGAGGAGAACUCGGAGAGCAAGGAAACCGGACUCUCCCACCUGUGCGAGUUCAUUGAGGACUGCGAGUUCACCGUCCUGGCCACCCGCAUUCUCCACCUGCUGGGCCAGGAAGGGCCUAAGACCAACAACCCUUCAAAGUACAUUCGUUUCAUUUACAACAGAGUCGUCUUGGAACACGAGGAAGUCAGGGCAGGUACAUGCACACAUACAAAGAGCUUAUUGAGUCAGGUUGUCGGUCAGUCUAGCUCAGGAUUGUCUGGGCUACCUUGCUGUGCCUCUCCAGGAUUCAGGCAGGCAGGAGUCUUUCCUGUCCAGAGGUGCCAGGAUUGGAACCUGGGACCUACUGCCUGCAAAGUGUGACAGCCUCUCCUCCUCUUUAUGCCGUUGGGGGUAGAUGAACUUUCCUGACUUGAAAUCAAAUCAAGGGAAAUGGGCACUUGCUGGAAUGGUCAAAUCGAGGUAAAUGGUCACCCAGCUGGAAGGGACAAUGGACAGGGAUGGUGGAAAUUGUAGUUCAGCAGCAUCUGGAGGGUCACAGAUUCUCCAUUCCUGAUGUAAAGAAUGUACUGAUAAAGAAAGAUGAUACCUUACAUGUUAUAAGAGGAUAUCAGCUGCAAGGGAUCGUUCAGAUACUUGUGUUAUAUGUUAGUUCAGAUACUUGUGUUAUAUGAGGUUCUAAUGAUAACGUAAAAGCUAUUUGUUCCUGGUUCAGUCCUGUGAAUAUAUUCCUAUUCCAUGCUUGGCUAAACCUUUAAGGCAGUGGUUUUCAACAGUGGGCCAUGGCACCCCGGGGUUCGCACCAUGCAUGAUGGUGAGGGGUGCUGCAGGCGACACCAACCUCUGUCCCUCUUUCAUUCCCUCCCUUCCUCUGAUGCCCUCUCGCGUCUCUGCCUCCCAAAGGCUUGCACAGCUGUUUAUUGCAGCAGCCCUGGCUACAAGUUCCCCAGGUGAAUGAUGCCUCUGGGGCUGGCCAGGGGGUGCUUCCCAGGGCCCUGUGGGACAGCAUGAGAAUGCACCUCUCUUUGGGGCAGGGGAAGCAGCUCAGAGACCAGGGGCAGCUCCAGCAGCUUCCUGGAGGACUCCCAAGGAGAAGAGAGGAGAGAGGAGGCUGAGGGAAUACUUCGCAAGGGAGAGUGUUUGAAAAGGGGUGAGGGACUGCCAGCUCCGCAGGCAAGGGGUGACAUAACUGGUCUCCUGAGCCCCACAAGCAUGCUGCAGAAAGAAGGUAGUUGGUCAAGGGAGCCGUGGACCCAAAAAGGUUGAAAACUUCCGCUUUAAGCGGCUUCCCACACUGUCUUCUCCAGCUGAUCAUCCCUGUUUCCUUUCUUGCUUACAGGUGCUGUGAGUGCUCUGGCUAAAUUUGGGGCUCAGAACGAAGAAAUGCUCCCCAGUGUCCUUGUGUUGCUGAAGAGGUGAGUUGUGAUUAGAGCAGCAUGACCACAUAGAUCUAACACAAAAAAACUCUCCCUGGGAAAGAUGUGUAGUGUUUUGCUGUUGAGACAGCUCUGGAAAAAGCCAGACAUGCUGACUGUGUGGCCUAAGCUGAUUUCAUAAUUACUCCUGCUGCUAUGUGGUCAGAGAGGGCUGGCAUGGACUACAGUACCCUGCAGGAAUCUGAUUGGAUGUGGAAGUCCUGCUGAUUUCCCCCAAGCAAACGAUGCACAGACCUGCUUUAAAUUUCUGACUUCCUUCUGAUUUAGAAAAACUGGCUGGCUGGUCAGUGCUACUGGAAACCCAGCCAGAUAGGCGGGGUAUAAAUAAUAAAUUUUAUUAUUAUUGUUGUUGUUGUUGCUGUUGCUGUUGCUGUUGCUGUUGCUGCUGUUGCUGUUGCUGUUGCUGUUGCUGUUGCUGUUGCUGUUGCUGUUGCUGUUGCUGUUGCUGUUGCUGUUGCUGUUGCUGUUGUUAUACCAUUGCAGCAAGGACUGUUGCUGUUGGAUCCAUGUCCCUGGCCAAAGAGACAGAGCAGACAGAAUUGAGACAUCAGGGUUUCAUGUGGCUGGAUUUGAGGAUAGAGUCAGUGCAAAAGGCUUAAGAAAAUGAACAAAACAUUUUUAACAGGAGCAGUAACGUCUCACUUUGCAAAUCCCCAAAAUAAUAAAAACCGGGGGAAGGGAAACGCAAAAUUGGAAAAUGCCGGAUAAAAAUAUAAGACUUCCUCAGAUGGAAUGGAGGAGAACUGUUAGGGGCCUAAACAUAAUAACCAAAAAGUGCUGACACAGCCUUGGGUUUGCUUCCAGAAGGAGGACUGAAGGAGGGCAGGGGUUGCGUGCAUUGAUGCAGUUCUCUGAUCUUAGUCUCUGCAACAGAUUAGGAGCUUAGCAGGGUCAGCACAGAUGCCUUGGUCGAAAGAAGGGAUUGUUCCCAGGCUCAGAUGCACUGAGGUGGCCACCCAUUGCAGAUUCACUCUUGUAUUCGGCACCACAAAACAGUCUUAAUGGGCUCUGAGUAAGCAGCUGUUUCCUGACAGUUGUCAGCACUGGGGCAGGCUAUUUAUGCUGCUGAUCCCUUCACCACAGAGCAUGCCGUCCUCUUUAUUGACCAUCUGGAUUGGAUUAACUUGGAUAGAUCCAUGUGAAUUCAAGUGAUUCCCACUGAGCAGAGCUCUCUGAUCUUGAUUUCAGGUGUGUGAUGGAUGAUGACAAUGAAGUGAGAGACAGGGCCACGUUCUACCUGAGUGUCUUGGAGCAGAAACAAAAAGCCCUCAAUGCUGGCUACAUCCUGAACGGUAACCAAGAUGCCGGUUUGGGGGCAUGUGAAACGUAAAGUCAUAUUUACGGCUAGAAUUUGCCAGAAUGUGGAACAGGUGUUUUGGGGAGUUUAAAAAAUAAAUAAAUCUUGAAGACUGUGACAAAGAUUUGACAGUUAGAAUUGUAGGUGCUGUAGUUUGGUUUGAAACUUCUGUUGUGUUUUUCUUUUCUUUUCUAAAAAGCUGACUUUCAAAUUGCUCAGGUUAGAUUGGGAAGCUGUUUUGUAGCCCAAAGUCUCAGGGCAAGUUUUAUACUGAUAUCAAAAUUGUUCACAAUCACAUAAGACAAACCAAAAGGAAGGUCAUGCAUACAUCUGCUGAAUAAAUCCGUAGCUCUAACUCAGGGAACUUAAAAUUCUCAGCUUGUUCACCCUACCACCCCAGAACAAUGCCACCCCUAGCUUACUUUUUAAAAACAAACAAAUAAAUUAUAUUUUAUUGAUAUGUUUCAGUGAGAAAAUAAAGUAGAAGGAAGGGGGGGGGGGAAUGAAAAAGGAAGAGAGACCCGUAGCUUACUUAACUCUUAUUUUUGCUAAAAUUCACCACAGUGGCUCUUGCCAAAGCUAUAUACAGACUGACAAGGCCAGCUCAAAAUGUCUACCUGCCUGAAGUGAGGCAGAAGUCUGCCCCUUCUCCUCCCAAUUCCCCAUUCCACAUGGAGAAGCCACCUGGCCUGGCCUCUGAACCUUCCUUGGACACUGGUGAUGGGAUAGCAUCCUGUGCUGCGUGUGAGACAGCUGGCUAGUUUUGGGGAGCCAAAAGAGGCUGUGCAGCAUACGUGCAGGUCUAUCCUCCAAGGGAAGGGAAUGACCAGGAGGCUUAGGAGGGACCGGACCCUGCUGCCCAUCUACCCCAGUAUCUGCUGCCCAAGGCACUUUGCCUAACAGUAGAGCCGGCCGUGCAGAUUGAUUUCCCUUCUAUCCCAACCUAGUAACUGUCACCUUCCAACCAGCUCAUCAUUUCCACCUUUAACAUAGUGCAGCUCCUCUCAGCCAAGGGGGUUGGUUAGAAAGAAGGAACAGGAAGGAAGGCAAUAGAUGACUCCUUAUUUCCACACCCGCCAAGCUAGAACACCAAAGUGCAUUGUGCAGCAUUGAUGAAUUGAUGGUGGUGUAGGGGAAGGCUUGAUGGACAGCUCUGAAGGCUCCUUUUUGGUUGCCAGCAUUUACUGAUACUUUUCAGGUCUGUCUAAUCUAUUUGUGGGUCAGCGGAGAUGGCUUCGUGUAGCAUGAAGGGCAAAUGGGGAUUUUAGCCUGAUUUCCAGAUCUGCUUCUCUUCCUGUGCGGAUUGUAUAAUAAGGGAUAGCAGAGCCUCUCUGCCCCCUGAGCUCUGAAUGGGAACAGAUGCAAGCCAGUUGUUUUGUACGCAGCUCUCAGGAGGAGAGUCGUCUCCAUAGGUACCCUUUUGAGGUUAUGAGUGUCCCCAGCUCCCUGAAAUGCAGAUAUUCAUCAGGAAUGGAUUUGCAGUGAAGCAUUUGGUUCCUCUGCAUCUGGAUAGGAAUAUCUCCUCAGUGGGUAGUUGCUCCUAGCUCAAUCAGCAACCCAUUUAAGCUGUAGGGGAUUAAAUUGGCCCCAAGCCAAGCCCUUUAAGCAGGUUUUGGGAUGAGGCCAUAUGGAAGAGCAGAUGUGGAGACUUAAUUGAGCUCUGAUUUAUAAGGCGACAAAGAGGUCCCUGGUUUCCUGUUAAGUUCAAUUUUGGUCACCCUUUCUCUUCUCCAGGAUUGACUGUAUCCAUCCCUGGCCUGGAGAGGGCGCUGCACCAAUAUACACUGGAUCCUUCUGAAAAACCCUUUGACCUGAAGUCUGUUCCCUUGGCAACUGCCCCCAUCACUGAACAAAGAACAGGUAAUCGUAGAAAUAACAAGGGACAAACUUUCUCAUCAGUGUCUAGCACAGCACGUUUCUUGGGGACUUUCCAGUUCUCUCUGCCCUUUCAAGGUGGCCCAGCUUGAAUUUCAUGGGCCCUUUUCACAGCAGCACCUGCAAUAUUAUGAAUUGCUUCAGUUUCAUCUUGCUAAGACAUCAGGGACCGUUUUCUUUUCCCCUUAUGCUGCUACCUGAUCAGAAUAUUGGUGCCAUCUUCUUCCAUUACAGUAAUCAACCUGCUGUUUGUUCCAAUUCUGGCUCUCCUCCCACCUCCUCUCCUGGUUUUCUAAAUGAGCACCAAAAAUAAGGUGCUGUUUCUCUGUAAGAGGUUCAGUUCCCCUUUUGAAUUACCACAACAGAGCUUCAGGUUAGCAAACGUGAAUUACUGUACAUGUGCUGUGUUUUUCUUGCUCCAUUUGCAGAAAAUGCUCCGGUGUCUGCCACCAAGCAGCCAGAGAAAGUGGCAGCAACCAGACAAGAAAUAUUCCAAGGUAUGAUAUCACCUUGUAUUUGAGUAUAGAAUGUGACAGUUGAGCAAUUUGUAGGAUUAUUCCCUCAGUCUUUCGAUAUCUGAGAUUUUUCUGAUAGAUGUAGUGUGUUAACUAGAAAUGUUUUUGGGGAGAGUAGAGUCAAGAUCAACUACUUUUUAAUGUAUAUAGCAGGUGGGGGAACUAGAUCUGGCCAUUGGGCUAGUUCCUUAUCUCCCCCACUUGUGGGCCAACUUUGACUAAAUAAAAACGGACAAAUUGCCAGUUCCAGAUGGCAUCCACCUCAAGAACUCAAGUGUGAAAUUGUUGAUCUUCUAAACAGAAAUGUGAAACUUGUCCCUCAGAUAAACCUGCAUACAUUAGCUACUUUCCAGUUCUCAGGUAACACCAUUUUUAAAAGAGGGAUCCAGCGAGGAUCCUGAAAGUUAUAGGUCAGUUAGCUUAAUGUUUGUUUGGGGGAAACUGGUGGAAAGUAUUGUUAAGGAUAAAAUAGCCAAGCAUAUAAGAACAAGUCUUGUUGAAGUAGAACGAGCUUGGCUUCUGUGAGGGAAAAUCCUUUCUCACAAACCUAUUAAGAGUUCUUUGACAGUGUCAACAAGCAUAGAAAGAGGUGAUCUGUGGUGUUCUUUGACUUUCAAAAAGCUUUCCACAAGGUACCUCACCAAAGACUGCUGAGUAAGCAAUUCCUGGAUCAGGAAUUGGUUAGGUGCUGGAAGCAGAGAACAGGAAUAAAUGGAAGUCGCCCAAGGAUCAGUACUGGGACCUGGGAUCUUUAACUUGUUCAUAAUUGAAUAGGAUGCUGGACUAGAUGGGCCAUUCUCCUGAUUCAACAGGCUCUUCUUCUGUUGUUCUGUACUUAAAUGUUUUUAUCCAUGUUUUACAGAUGAGGGAACUGAGGCUGGGAGUUGUUUAUUCCCCUAAAGCUAUAGUCUAAGUAGAGCAGAAAUCUUGAAUAGGUUCCACUUGCCAAUUCUCUCUGUGUGUGUGUGUGUGUAUUUUAGAACAAUUAGCUGCUAUCCCAGAGUUCCGAGAACUCGGCCCGCUGUUCAAAUCCUCUUCCGAGCCAGUGGCUCUUACAGAAUUGGAGACGGAGUAUGUGAUCCACUGUACCAAGCACACGUUCACAAACCACAUGGUGUUCCAGGUGGGUACUGCGUUGAAAAUACACGAGUAGUGACAGUAGUCUCUUCCAUUUAUAGAUGGGUUAAUGUCUGGACAUCUCAGAGUUGUUUACAGUAUAACAGAUGCACAGUGGGUGCAAUAAAAAUAAUGUCACAUGGUUUACCUUCAAAUAAGCGCCAAAUAUGGUUUCCAUAUCCAUGAAAACAGUAUCAGUAUAAAUAAAGUCAAAUAGCAUUUGAGGCAGCAUAAGGUAGAAUCCUAACAAACAUAAAACACCCUUUUCAUACCGCCACUUGCCCAGUCUCACGCUCACAACAUCCGUUCCCUAAUCACUACAAUCAUUCACUAUCUCUGUCAACCAACCAAUUGCACUCAGCACCCACAAAGAAUUGCUGCCAAUCAUAUACAUAGAAGAGACUCUCCUUCUCUGGAGGGUAGGACCCUAGCCAAUGGAUUCAAAUUACAAGAACGGAGUUUCUGACUAAACGUCUGGAGGAACUUUCAGACAGUAAGAGCUGUUCCAGCAGUGGAACGGGGGUCCCUCGGGAGGUGGUGGACCCUCCUUCCUUGGAGGUUUAUAAGCAGAGGUUGGGUGGCCGUCUGUCAUGGAUGCUUUAGCUGAGAUUCCGGCAUUGCAAGGGGUUGGCCUAGAGCAGACGAUCCUCAGGGUCCCUUCCAACUCUGUGGUUCUGUGGUUCUGCAUAUGCUUGCACACCUCUCUGUCCUCCAUUCAGGCAGUCAAGAGGCAUACUUAGAGGUCAAGGACAUAUUCUCGCGAGAUAAAACACUCAGAGGUUCGAAGCAGGGCUGUGGCUGGUGAAGAGAUUGUGGCCUGGGUAAAGUCUCAAGAGGCUUCUUAGUUAGAGAGCUGCCUUUGGUCCCUGGUUCUGAGGUUCCCCAUCCCUGCCUUAAGACUUAACCACAUUGGGUCUGGGUUUAAACAAAAUGAGUAACUGUGGUUCAUUAGAAACAGAAGCAGAACCUUCCAAUCUUCUUGUGGCUGAACUGGAGGAGGAGAAUGGGGGGCAUGCAAAUAACAUGGAGGCCUGGUGCCUAGAAUGAUUCAUUUGGGGUUGUCCCUGCCAGAGGCCUCAGACCAGAGCAUUUCCCUCAGCUAAGCAUGGUCAGAUAAUUGAUGCAUGCAGCACAGCUCCACGAGAGUAGGUUGGAUUAGCUUAUGGCAAGGCACAGGUUCCUUUUUAUAUCUGAAAGAUGGGGAGAUGUCCUAGUGGGUGUCUACCUGACCCCAUUACAAUACUAAGAAUCACUUUUGAUGCUGAUCCUAAAAUAUAUGCAGAUUUGUUUUACUACUGAAACUGUAUAUGCCUUGGGAAAUGUGCACUCCAGUGGGGAUGCUGGAGGAUGGAAAGCCAUUCUUAAGGACGUUUCAGCCCAAGAAAUAUUGUAGCACAAGAAGCCAAUGCAGGCGACUCUCAACUUACACUGGGGUUAUGUUCCGGGGAUAGGGUGUAAAGCCAAAAUCGUGUAUUGUCAAAACUCAUGGGUCUCCAUGGCAUGGCAGGUGGGAUUGCCAAAGUCUUUCCCCCCCGAAAUAUGCCUCUUUUCCACCCAUUUUUUAUAUUUGAUUGAUUGAUUGAUUGAUUGAUUGCCAAGCACUUAAAGCUGAAUAGUUAAAUGUGUGUAAGUUGUGAGUUAUUGUAUAUGGAAGUUGGAUCUUCAUGGAAGCAGGCUCUGUGCCUAUGCUGGCUCAAGAACUGCACUGGCCUACAGCUUAGUUGGGUGUGGAGGGUCAACCCAGGACCAGUGCAGGCACUAUGUCUGUAGAUGCACUAAAGCAGAUGCCUUCUGCAGUUAUCGCCUUAAAUGUGGGUCUUAAUAGUGUGUCUUUGAAAACUAUUGAUGGAAACCAGUUAACCUGAAAGACCGCCUACUCCUCUGUAAACCAGCAAGAUCGUUUAUAUCCUCUGUAUAUCUCACCCUACAGAAUGUUAUAGGAUGGUGCCCCCAAAAUGGGCAUUUUCCGCUCUUGCCCCUGUAUUAUGGAACACCCUUCCCUCUGAAGCAGCAACCACCAGUCACUUCAGAUAUCUUAUAAAGACACGUAUUUUGGCCCAGGUUUUCCUCAAUCCCUAAGAUCAUACUCUGUCUUAAUGUAAAUUCCCUGAAUUUUUGUUUUUAUAUAUUACUUUUAUAUUACCCUUUUACUGAGCCCAGGAUCUCUGUACGUAGUGCCCAGGUUUGCGCCGUGGAGAGGUCACUUCGGUGCUGCUAACACAGCAAAAACAACAUGGGGGGGGCAGCAGUUAAGAGUUUCUAGUCUCUGCAGCCACAGCAGGUUGCUGUGAUUCUCUGACAGCCUGGCUUUGCUCCCAGAAGGACACUCCAUUAUCUCUUGAGACAGACAGAUACCAACAAUUGGUUUUAUGUUGUAUUUUUUGUUUCGUUUUUGUGUUGUAUAUUGCUCAGAAUUAUUUUUAAAGAAAGAUUAAGUGACUUAGAAAUGCUUUUAAAUAAACAACCCCAAACGUUACAUUGCAGCACAGUAAAGUACAUUCUGUAUUUUGUGCCAUGACGUUCCUUGAUUUUCCCUGAUAGUUUGACUGCACAAACACCCUGAAUGAUCAGAUCCUGGAAAAUGUCACAGUGCAGAUGGAGCCAACUGAGGCAUAUGAGGUCAUUGGUUACAUACCUGCCAAAAGUUUGCUGUACAACCAACCUGGCACUUGCUAUACAUUGAUUGCAUUGCCCGAAGAGGACCCAACAGCAGGUAACAAGAUUUUCUCUGUUUUCUUCCCUUCUCAGUCAGACCAAGCUGCCUUAUAGUUCUGAGCUUGCAGCCCCUGUCCAUUUUAACAGACAUUAAAUGACUUUUGAGAAUUCACGUACUUUUUAUUUGAAGACUUGUCUGAAAUGCAGUGCUUGGUCCUGUCAGUGCAAGGAUCUAUUUUGCACAGUGGGACUGACUUUGCCCGCACGUGCCCUGCACCCGACUAAAAUGCUCCAAAUGGGAGCCGGGUGGGGGGGAUCCUGGAACAGAUUUAGAGGCAUUCUUGGAGAGAAAGGGGAAUGUACCAUUGUGCCAGUGUAAAUCCUUGUGCAGAUGGGACAGUUUAUUAGCACUGCCUUGGACACAAGCCUAUAAUAACAGUGUGUGAAUUGUAGGCCUAAAGACUUCUAGACACCCUUUCUGUGGAAACACCUUGUUUACCUUGAGUGAGGUUGGUAGGUUAAUUUGACUUUUCUGUCUAGGGGAGAACUGUCUUGUUGGGAAAUUAUAACAUUACAAGCACUCCUCUCAGUCCUCAGUGACUUUUUAAUAAAUAGGCAGACUGGACAUAGGAGCUGAGACAGGAAUAUAAAUUAACUUGUACAUUUCACAUUUCUUUGUGCUUGAUUUUCUUUUUCUUUUUCUUUUUCCCCUUUCUGCAGUGGCCUGUACGUUCAGCUGCAUGAUGAAAUUCACUGUCAAGGACUGUGACCCGAACACCGGUGAAGCAGAGGAAGAGGGCUAUGAGGACGAAUAUGUGGUAAGAGGAGAUUUAGCUACUUUCCUGUCCCUUUUUCAAUGUCUCCUGGUCAGGUGGUGAAAUGUGAGCCAAGGCAAGGCCAUCCAGGGUGACAUAGCUUUGCCUCCUGACCUCCUCUGGGGAGCUGUGGCUUGAUCUAACAAAUGCAUGAGAAACCCUGUCUCAUCAGGGCCAGAGGAUGGAUUGACCAGCUUCUGAGCUAACAGGCUGUUCAGUCUCAGCAUGUCCAGAUGGCUAAGUGUCAAACCUGGGGUGCCCUGUCACCAGCUGCUCACACACAGACCUGGCUUAUAACCAGCUGAAUGUUGGCAGCCAUUUACUUGAAGGCUGUGACGUCUCCCUGGGGCAUGACUACUCUGAGCUCCCUGUUCUAUCCCCACAUUUCAUGGAUAAAAUGCUCCAGCAAAGCUCUUUUGCUUGUAAUCUUUUGGGUAAGGGAGUUUUUUUUAAGCAAAAUACACCCUUCCCGGCACACUUAAAAUACCAAAGGCUCUAUUCCCCCCCCCCCCCAAGUAUGAAUACAUAAUAAUAUGCUCUAGAGAGUGUAGCUGAUGCGCUGUGUGGAGGAUACUGAUGAGCCAGCUUUUAUGCUCAGUGGGUUUCAUUUUAUGUAUCAGGGCCAUUGAUUUCCUGUCAGCUUAGGGCACCGUGGAAGUGUUCUGAGUGUCAAACCUACAGGAACAUUUUGCAGGGAGGGCUCCUUUUUCCCCCUUGCCUGGGAGUUGUUGUUUUCUACUCCCACCUGCAACUGAUAUUUUGAGCCCGGGCUGUUUUACCUACUCCUGUGCAGAGAUUUUGCUUGCCCUAAGACUUGUCUUCGCCCUGCAGCUUCAGUCCCAUUACACAGGGUGGCAUUUCUUAUUUCUGCUCUGAAGAGCAGACUGCACAAUGCAACUUGAACCUGGCUCUGAUCUAUUGAUUUUGCUUCUCAGUUUCUUCCUCCCCACCCCCGCCCAAGUGUCUGGCAAUUCUGCUGAGAGUCACAUCCGCUGUAUGCGCUGCUCCAAAAGCUGCCCACUAAAAAGAUCAUCAUUUAAGAAUGGAAAAAAGUGACAGCGUUCAGUCUGCAUUUAUGCCGUAUUAGAAACAUAAAUGACACACUGUGUCAUGCUGCUAAAGGCUCAAAACAUAUUGUCAGGGAACUGACAUCAGAGCGAGAGGCGAAGGGGAGGCUCCUGGAUGAUGCUGGAGAAGGACCCAGCAGCAGGGGGAGAGGCGACUCAGUGGAGGGGGAAGCAUUUAAGCGCAACACCAGGAACAAAAGUGAGCAGAUGGGAAAAUCGGAGAGAGGGCUCACGGACUCUUCACUGGAACUCAGUGAGGAGGGGACAGGUCCCCCGCUACCCACGCCCACCCUGCGCAGAAGGCUCCCGCGCAGUGAGAGGCGGAGGAGAUUGGGUGUCAAACAAAUCUUAUGUUGGAAGAGAUUCAAGAAACGCCCACUGACGGAUUCUGCUAGUGACUGAGACAGUCAUGAUCAGAAGGGGCUGUGCAGUCAGAAAGGUUUAACAAGGCAAAUCAGCCUAGAGGGGCACCAGUUUACGCACGAGUAACUCAUACUCAUUACAGCAAUCCGUCAGUCCCUGAAAGUUGCUCGUGCGCAGCAGCAGGCAGGCAGCAUCAUGAGCAAGCCCGGAGAAGCAGGCACCCAAGGGGAGCAGCUGGAGGGCAAACGCUGGAGGAGAGGAACCGAGAUUUGGAGCAGCAUGUGGCCAUUCUAACGGCACGGCUGGACGAAAGGCGGUCUCAAGAUGCACAGGUCAGACCCACCCCCAUAGCAAGGAAGGUACCGGGACUGGUGCACAAGUUUGGGGGGAAGCCGCAAGAAUACAGUGCGUUUAGAACGGAAAUAGAGUACGCAUUGGACUUGCAGCAUAACGAUUUUGAAGACGACGCGGCGCGGGUGGCAUAUGUUGUGGGUCACCUGCAGGACGGGGCCAGAGAAUGGGUCAGACCCCUUAUGGCGACGCAGAAUUCCGCCAUGCAGGACCUGAGGAAAUUCUUCCAAGCGAUGGACGCGAUGUUUUCCACUGAUGUUCAAAAAAGUGUGACUAAGCGGGAAUUGAUGAACUGUAAACAGGGGAGCCAGUCAGUCAGGGACUACUGGUCGCGCUUUGCCAUGAUAGUUCAUCGCCUCGGGUGGGAACUGGGCUCCGAACCCAUACAGAUGUUAUUCGAGGAGGGGUUGUCCCCAACGGUUAAGGAUGAACUUUCCCGCGCACCCCGCCCACAGGGGAUGGAUCAGCUGACCAAGGCUGUGCUUGCGAUUGGCGCGCGCCAGGAAGCGCGGGCCCAGGAGAGGCGGGAAGGGAGAGAGCAACGUUGCCAUGACUACCGCAUUCCUGAAAUACCAAGGCAGCCCUCCCCGCCAGCAGAGCCAAUGGAAAUAGAUGGGGCGCGCGCGCGGGAAGUUUCAAGCACCAGCGAAGGGCGCAAGAAGGAGGGAAAGGAUUGGAAAACCUCCAAAAGGUGUUACCUUUGCCAGCGGCCAGGGCAUUUUGCCAGAGCCUGCCCUCAAAGAAAGGCUUGGCAAGGAAUGGUGGGAGCCGCAGGGGGUGAGGAGGAGGUGGUAAAGGAACAGGAACAGGGAAACGAGAACGCUUGGCUGCCAAUCAAGGGGCACAACAGCCAAGCCAGCCACCAGUAAAAGUGCCCCAACCAGACCCCCCCAAGGCGGCAAUAGCCAUCGAAGUGGUGCUAGAACUCCCAAACGGGCACCCAGUCAAGGUGAAAGGCAUGCUGGAUUCAGGCAGCUCAUGUAAUUUCUUCAGCAAGGACUUUGCAUUAGAGCACCAGCUCCACUUACUGCCUUUGGAUUUUCCCUUGCAAGUGACCACCAUUGAUGGCAGGGAGCUUCUAGGAGGGAAGUGACACACCAAACCCCGCCAAUGAGAAUGAGGGUGUCCAGGCACUCGGAAACCAUCGCCUUUCACGUCGCCUCGCUAGCAGGACCCCCAAUAAUAUUAGGGAUGAGCUGGCUAGCACAACAUGAUCCAGUGGUGGCGUGGCAUCAGAGGACAGUCACCUUUGGAUCAGCUUACUGCCUGGAACACUGUCUAGGGGAAGCCCCAAGAAUGACCGUGGCCAGGGUGGCUGGGAUGGCGGUGGAGCGGAAAGGGAGGUGCCGCCACAAUACGCAGAUCUGCGGGAGGUCUUCAGCGAAAAGGAGGCAGAUAGACUGCCACCCCAUAGGCCCUUUGACUGCCAGAUCAACUUGCUUCCGGGGGCUCAGCUGCCAGUGGGUAAGCUGUACGCCAUGUCAGACAGGGAGAUGAAGGAGUUGCGAGAAUUUAUCGACAAGAACCUGAAAAGAGGCUUCAUAAGAGAAUCAAAGGCAGUAGGGGGCAGUCCGGUGUUCUUUGUGGACAAAAAGGACACAAAUAAACCCAGGCUCGUAGUGGACUAUAGAGCUGUCAAUUUGGUGUCAGAACCCGUGACCUUCCCAAUGCCCAGGAUUGACGACAUUUUAACGCGAGUGAGGAAAGGCAAAAUUUUUACCAAGCUGGACCUCAGGGGCGCAUACAAUUUGAUCAGGAUGAGGGAGGGGGACGAAUGGAAGACCACAAUGUUCACACCCCUAGGUGCCUUUGAGUACUUAGUUAUGCCUUUUGGAUUACAGUCAGGCUCCGCCUGCUUUCAAGCUUUCAUGCACCACGUGUUGGGGUCUCUGCUGUACAAGAACUGCGUAGCCUUCUUGGACGACGUCUUAAUUUAUUCGGACAAUGAGGAACAACAUGUUAGAGACGUCAGGGAAGUGUUACAACGACUGCAGAAGCACCAGUUGUGGGUCAAGCUGGAAAAAUGUCAGUUUCACGCCAGAGAAGUCGAGUUUCUGGGGUACAAGUUGUCUGACAAAGGCUUAGCGAUGGACCCAAGCAAGGUGCAGGCAGUGCUGGAGUGGAAGGCUCCCAAGACACGGAAGGACGUACAGAGGUUCUUAGGGUUCAGCAACUUCUACAGGAAGUUCAUCAAGAACUUCGCCCACUUGACAGCGCCAAUCACGGAUUGUCUCAGUAGCAAAAAGAAGUUUGUGUGGACAGAAGAGGCCCAGCAAUCCUUCGAAAAACUGAAGAAGGCGUUCGCAUCGGAAGAGCAACUCCUGCACGUAGAUCUGGAGAAACCCCUGAGGCUAGAGACCGACGCGUCCGACAGAGCCGUGGGGGCGGUCCUUUGCAACCAGGGAAGGGAAAGCAGGAAUGGAAACCGUGUGCCUUUUUCUCCAGAAAACUGAGCAAGUCGGAGCAAAACUAUACAGUGUAUGACCGCGAACUGCUGGCAAUCUACGCGGCCUUUCGUCGUUGGCGUCAUCUACUGAUAGGGGCGCAACAACAGAUCCAGGUUUGCACAGAUCACAAGAACUUGGAGUACUGGAGAACCGCACGAGUACUCAACCAGAGACAGAUUCGAUGGGCACAGGAGUUCUCCAAGUUUUUCUUUGAAAUCCGCUACGUGCCCGGAGAAGAAAACGUAAGAGCAGACGCUCUCUCGCGUAAACCGGAGUACCUGGAAGGAGAGGGGCCGCCGGAGAAACGACACGUGAUCCCCGAGGACCGAUGGGUGUGUGGGGAACUUUGGUGGGGAAACGAGAACUAGCCGGGCUGACCAGAAACGACGUGUUCGCGCAAACUAAAAUCCGGGAACUACGAGACGGAAGAGGGACCCAAGAAGGGUUUGAGGAGAAGGAAGGGGUACUGUACUAUAGGGGGCGCUGUACGUACCGGGGGAAACCCUGAGGGAAAAAGUACUCAAACAACUCCACGACAACCCCACAGCAGGGCACUUUGGACAGCACAAAACCAUGAUGCUGGUGACCAGGCAGUUCUGGUGGCCCAGGGUGAGGGAGGAUGUACGGGAAUAUGUACGGGGGUGCGACCGCUGCCAAAGGGCAAGCGGGCUGCCCCCACAGGAUUGCUGGAACCCUUACCCACGCCGGGGAAACCCUGGGAGGUGGUAUCCAUUGAUUUUAUGACAGAUUUGCCCAAGUCCCGGGGAAAGACAGCAGUCAUGGUAGUGGUCGACCUACUGACAAAAAUGUGCCACUUUAUAGCUUGCUCACAUGCUGUAACGGCAGAGGAAACAGCCCGGUUGUUUGUGGAGCACAUAUUCCGGCUGCAUGGCGCCCCUUGAGGGUUAUCUCCGACCGCGGAAAACAAUUUACUUCCCGGUUCUGGAGGAAACUCAUGAGCUUACUGCAGGUGGAGGUGGGUUUCUCGACGGCGAGACACCCAGAGACCAACGGGCAAGCAGAAAGAGCGAACAGUAUACUCCAGCAAUACCUACGCUGCUAUGUCAGCGAGAGGCAGAACGAUUGGGUAGAAAAACUAGCGCUGGCUGAAUUCGCGUACAACAACGCGGAACACGUGUCCACGGGAAUGAGCCCAUUCAUGGCCAACCAUGGGUGUCAUCCCAGGGCCUUCCCGGGAGUGGGGAGGAAAGCUGGAGCGUACCCGCCGCAGAGCAGUUUGUGGAGGAAAUGGAGGCCCUACACCAGCAACUUAAGAUGAACUUGGAGCGGGCCAAGGAAACUUACAAGAGGCAGGCAGACAAGCACCGCAGGGAAGGGGAGACCAUACGGGUGGGGGACCGGGUGUGGUUGUCCACCCAAGGGCUACCUUUCAAAGGGGGGUGCAAGAAGUUGCAGCCCAGACGGCUGGGACCUUUUGAGGUAACACAGCAAGUUAAUCCCGUGGCAUUUAAGCUCAGGUUGCCUGAUAGCAUGAAAAUACACCCGGUUUUCCAUAGGUCCCUGCUUUCACCGCAUAGGGAAGGGCGGGAAUUCCAGGGGCAAGAGGGAGAAGUCACCACACACCCGCAGGUAGAAGAAAGGGAACACCACCACAGGGCCACGGAAAUACUGGACUCAAGGUGGCAAGGGCGCCGGGUGGAGUAUUUGGUAGCGUGGGAAGGGGAACCCAGGUCCGAAAACACGUGGGUCCCCACGGAAGCCGUCGAGGACAGGUAUCUGGUGGAGGUAUUCCACCACCGGUUCCCGGACAAACCCAAACCCCUGGAGAGAUUCUGGGAGGAGCAAUUUGGAACCACAGAUGAGGAAGAGGUUUUUGAGGGAUUUUCUGACUCCGAGGAGGGAGGAGAGGUUUCGGAGGAAGAAGCAUCAGACAGGGAAGACCACCCCGUUGGUAGGUGGAAGAGCGAUUGGGAAGCGGGUUUCGAACCCACGGAAGAUGGUGACAGUUCCUUCCGGGGUUUCCCGCCUCCUCGGCCGACGAAGGGGACGAGUUGGUCCCACAGGUCGGCCCAGGGGUGGAGGGGAUUCUGGGGGGGAGGUGGAUGUCAGGGAACUGACAUCAGAGCGAGAGGCGAAGGGGAGGCUCCUGGAUGAUGCUGGAGAAGGACCCAGCAGCAGGGGGAGAGGCGACUCAGUGGAGGGGAAGCAUUUAAGCGCAACACCAGGAACAAAAGUGAGCAGAUGGGAAAAUCGGAGAGAGGGCUCACGGACUCUUCACUGGAACUCAGUGAGGAGGGGACAGGUCCCCCGCUACCCACGCCCACCCUGCGCAGAAGGCUCCCGCGCAGUGAGAGGCGGAGGCGAUUGGGUGUCAAACAGCUCUUAUGUUGGAAGAGAUUCAAGAAACGCCCACUGACGGAUUCUGCUAGUGACUGAGACAGUCCUGAUCAGAAGGGGCUGUGCAGUCAGAAAGGUUUAACAAGGCAAAUCAGCCUAGAGAGGCACCAGUUUACGCACGAGUAACUCAUACUCAUUACACAUAUUCUUUCUCUCUUUUGGCUGGUGUGCAAAGUUAUUUCUUAGAAGGGCAGCACAAGCCCCUCCUUCAUAUGCAGACCAUAAUGUGAGUCAGGCUCCCUACAAGGAGGCCUUGUGUUAUGAGGAGACCAAGCUUCCUUCCUCACCCUCAGGAAAUAUCAUGCAGAUCAGUCUGUUUUGCAUAUUCUUCUUCUUCUUUGGCGAUCACUCGUAGCCGAGUAAGAUUGUCUUCCAUAAGUUUUAACAAUGAGUCCGUAAGUGACUGUGGAGGCCAAUUCUGGACCCACACGUCCUUCCACAGUGGGGACAUUGGUUUCCGGGCGGGAGUUGAUCACGGUGUGGAUUUGCCAAGCGUGCCUUCCUCCUAGCACGUUUCUCCCUUGCGUCCUGAGUUUGAGUGUCUUCAAAGCCCAUGACACCUUUGGUAAAGGCUGUAGAGCACCCAACUCACGCAUAGCGGGCAUGAUUCAUGGGAUGAACUCUUGUCAGCAGAAGCCCAGUGGGAGUGCUGCUGCUUGUGCAGCAGGGCUUUUCCAACCACCUCUUCCACUGUGUGCCCCCUCAUUGGCUUUUGGAGGAGAUGGUCGGGAAAACACUCAGAAGAGCAUGCAGGGAGAGGGGCAAUUCUUCCAUCUGGCAGGCUGAUGUUUGUAAUGGCGUGACUUGGAAGGGCACACCACUCCUCCGUCCAGCGUGUGAUUUGGGUGCUGGCCCAGUGAUUCUGUGGAAAGAUGGGCAUUAAGGGAUGUUGAAGACUAGAUGGCUGGUAAAGGAGAGGGAGUAUAGAAGAGGAGGCAGAGUCACAGGCAUAUAGAGUACAAUGCAAAAUGCAGAACACCUUGGGGACCAUCCCUCUAAAUCCAGGGGUGAGGAACCUUUUUGACUCCAGGGGCCAAAUCCUCAUUAGGAUCAGCCUCAUGGGCCAAAUUCUGUGGGUGGGUGUGGCUGCUGAUCUGUCAGUCACAUGACACAUGAUUGGCAGGUGGCCAGCCUGGGGAAAAAUGCAAGCCCUUUAAAACAUUCUCCUGUCUUAAAGCUGCUAAGUGCCCUUUGAAGCAGCCUCCAAACCCUCCUUUAAAUUGGAAGGGGAGAGUUGCCUUAAUGUGACGGGGGUUACAGCUGUUCAAUGAGCCAAUGGCAAAGCUUGAUACAGAGUGAUAUCAUUUCACAUAUCCUUUUUUUAUAUAUUAGCUGGAAGACAUUGAGGUGACCAUAGCAGAUCACAUCCAAAGGGUUCUGAAGCCAAAUUUUGGAGCAGCCUGGGAAGAAGUUGGCGAUGAGUUUGAAAAAGAAGAGACUUUCACGUUAUCCACAGUGAAAACACUGGAAGGUAAUAUUUGCGGGGCUCUUGAUAUGCUUUCUCCCCCCCACCCCACCCCGAGUUUUUAAGUAUUUUCUCUUUGAUAUGGUCCCCAAUAUAUUUCUUUCCACAGAGGCAGUAGGCAAUAUUGUCAAAUUUCUAGGGAUGCAGCCCUGCGAGCGGUCAGAUAAAGUGCCUGAAAACAAGAACUCUCAUGCCUUGUACCUGGCAGGUGAGGAGUUGUGCUAAUAUAUUGGUUUCAAUUUUUGUGGUGAUCCUAAUGGGUAUGGCUGAGUAGAUAACUUAUAAAGUAACUACCAAAGUAUAACCUGGAUAACUGUUAGCCAAAACAUUAUUAAUGUAAGAGCCAUUCUAAUUUUCAGGUCUUUUUCUUUUUUCUUUUUAAGUGUCGUAUGUUUCUUUGGAAUUUUAGUUUAAUGCUCUCGAGGUACCAGAGAUGCAAAUUCUUGUAAGCAUUUGAGAUGCUGAUGGAUAGCCUAAUGCUAUUGUCGUACUCAUAUCUACUACAGGUGUAUUUCGGGGUGGCCACGAUCUCUUGGUUCGUUCUCGUCUUGUCCUGACAGACACUGUGACAAUGCAAGUCACAGCACGGAGUGGAGAAGAACUUCCUGUGGAUGUUGUCAUGGCCUCUGUUGGUUAAACACAAUAUAGGACUUGAUAUUUCAAACUCCGAAGCCAAAGGGGGUGUUGGAAAUGUAUCCCCACUACUCUGGACGCUGAGAGAAUCAUUAGAACAUUAGCUCUUUUUCUAAUUAGGGGGGUGGGACAUUGUGUGAGUUUAAAGCUAUUCUUCAAAGUAUGAUCAGAGGUUUUCUGAGAUACUGAACCAGUAAUUUUUUUCAGGAUCUCUAAACCAUUUCAAAAGAGCAUCCUUUUCAUAUCAAACUCUGCAGGAUCCCAGUGCCUAAAGGUGCUCACACCAGCUCCUGUUGUAGUAACAGUGUGUCAGAUCUUUUCUGUGAUCAGUGAGAGCCCUUCCCAUUAUGGCAAUUUCUAUUUGUGUUUGACAUGUUUUAAGCCCUUCAAAACAGAUCAUAAAACUAAAAUAAUGAAUUUACUCUCAUUGCCGCUACCAGUUUAGUUUCUUUAUGGUGGCAUUAAAACAGACCUUACCUGUAUCCAAUAAAAUACAGUAACGCAAAAAGGCUGCCUUGGUAUUCUCAAGAAUUUGAUAGGAAAAAAAUGCCUCAGAGUAGUAUCUCUUGCCCACAUUAGAAUGCAAUUGCAACCACAGAGUACAAAUUCAGUGGACCUAUUACUUGUUCAUAUGAAAACUGACUGACUUCCCUUUCCAUUAAGGAUAGUUGACCCCAGUUUUUCUUUCAUUAAAACAAUUAAGUUAUGCACAAAUGUAAAAAGAUGUUUCUGGUGGCAGUAAUUGGCAGCAGAGAAGCAGCAGGGGUGAUCUAGAGUGGAGAAACAGUGAAUAGAGAAAUGUUUAGCUUCUGACCCCACUAUAUUGCUCCUAUUCACCCUCUACCAAAGCAGUUUUUCUAUGCUAACAACAGCAAAAUAAAGCAAUUGGCCUACCAUGUUACACAGUUUGCUCCUAAAAUAGGAUGUCUCUUUUUUGUAUUUUGCAGUAUCUGGAAAAAAGAAUUGGUCUAAUAAAUUGCUGAUCAUCAGAUUGCUUGAUUGAUUGUAAUGCAACUGUUUAAAUAAUUAGCCAGCAUUUUAUUUUAUUGAAGGUACUUGGAGUUUUGUUUUAUUUAUACGUGCUAAUAUUGUGCUUUGUUCUACUCUGCAUAAUUUUGUACAUAAAAGUUGUGCCAUGUAAGCCAAGAUUUAAACAGUAUAGUGUUCUUUUUGAAAAGUAUGUGGUUGGUCAUUAUGGUUGUGAAGGGGGUUGUGUACAACCACAUUUCAUAAUUAUAUGGCUUUGGCAAGGAGAGGAAUAGUUUUACAGAGAGCAUAUAAGGGCAAGUUCACCCAUAAGUUAUAUGCUCAGGCUUUACAUUCAGCAAAGCUCCUGCCAGUUCUGGUUCCUUCAGAGUCUACCUGCAGAGUCCAUACAUUUUCAAACACAUCACUCAUAUUCACAUUAUCAUUUAUAGGGGUUGUUCCCCAAAUACCUUGCAUGUAGCUCAAAAAAUGUGUGCCAUGGCCCUAAGAAUGGUCAAAGACGGCACCAAAUAUGUUCAGCAUUAAAACACUUCUCUUCCAUCUGCUUCAAACUCCUAUUAGCAAGAUGCCUUAUAUUAAGUCAGAUCAUUGGUUCAUCUACUCCAGGCUUGUCUACUCUUGAACAGCAGUGACCCUCCUGGGUUUGAGAUGGGUCAUUCCUAUCCCUACCUGGAAAUGCUAAGAAUUGCACCUGGGAGUGUCCAUUUGCAAAAUAGUUUGCUGUUCCACUGAGCUACAGUUCUCCCAGCAAGUCUCUUGCUGUGUUGUGAUCAUUCUCCCACCCUAGCAAAUGCACAUCUUCUGGUUUUGCCUUACACAUUGUCUUUUCACAGCUCAGAAGUUUGGGGUACUGAUAUUCAGGGCUUGUGACGCCUGUUUUUAUAGCUGUUGCUAAAGUCUGUCUUUACAUGGCAGUGGGCUAUCCUGCGCCAGGAACAUAUCCCCUGGAUUCGUCAGCUUGAUUAUAUUUCUAUACUCUGUUGAUGAAGUCAGCUUGCUGUCCUUGUGCAUUCAAAGCGUGUGGGGAAAGCACAUGCAGUGGCACAAACGGGGGGGGGGGGGGGGAGAUAACCAAACAGAAAACAGCCAGGUGCAAUGACUGUCAACAUCACUUAAUGGCCUGUAGAAAAAGAGAACAGGUUAUCCUCUCAGUGGCAGAGGAUGGAUGAUGUCAGGGUGGAAUUCAGGGACAGGGAGGGCAGCCAGCCUACCUCCAUGUUUUAAAGAGUGGCCUCACCCUUGGAGUCUCAAUAUUAAACCUUUUAAUUGUCUUAGUUUAAUAGAAAUAUAUAGAACAUAUAUAGAGAUAACAUAAUGGAAGAUGACAGGGUCCCCAAGGAUGUGCUCUACGGGGAGCUGGCUUCAGGUACCAGGCCUGUUGGCAGGCCAAUUCCAUGUUACCAAAAUGUCUGCAAAUGUAAGCUUAAAGGCAGGGAACAUCAAGCCCGCUGUGUGGGAAUCCCUUGUAGGCGACUGCAGGACCUGGAGACAAGUAGUCACGUCAUAUAUCCAUAGUAGUGACCAGAGGAGGAAUGACCGGUAGGAAGAAUGCAGAAGGAAGAAAGGCCAUGAUGCAUCUGCAGUAGCACAACCGGAUGCCUUCAUCUGCCCCAGCUGCAACAAAACAGGUCUCACAUGUAUCAGUUUCUACAGCCACAGCAGGCGCUAUAGUUCUCCAACAGAUUGACUCCCCCCCCCCCCCAGAAGGUGCACUCCUCCAUUGUCUCCUGAGACAGACAGAUGCCAACAAGCUUGCAAGGAACCAUGGCCAAUGUAGUAAUUGCUGAGAGUGAAUUCCUGUUUAAUUAUUAUUUGUUGCUAUUUUGAGAGUUAAUUUUAUUGUGUACUAUCCUAAUGCAUUAUUGAAUAUUACUUAAUUUGAUAUAAGUUGUUUAAGUCUAUUUUUAUUAUGAUUUAUUUGUAUUGGAUCAGAUUGCUAAAAGAUGUGUGAUCUUUACUUUUUUCAGCUGUAAACCACCUUGUGUUAGUAAUAUAGAAAGGCGCUACAUAUGCAAAUUAAAAGUGAAAUGACAUGAAAA
Messenger RNA from Podarcis lilfordi (Lilford's wall lizard), 38952 nucleotides. The record is from the annotation of a GenBank genome assembly. NCBI's taxonomy places the organism in Eukaryota, Metazoa, Chordata, Lepidosauria, Squamata, Lacertidae.